This is a messenger RNA of Paramuricea clavata, 1527 nucleotides long. Lineage: Eukaryota; Metazoa; Cnidaria; Anthozoa; Malacalcyonacea; Plexauridae. The record is from the annotation of a GenBank genome assembly.
AUGGUUAAGAGCAUGGGCGAGGAUUUGAGAUCUGUUCUCAAACGUCUUUCUCGGGUCGAAACUGACAAGGAAAGACCAACGAAAAGACUCCGAGUUGCUGAAGAAACUGAGAGUGAUAGUCCACACUCUGACGCAGAAGUGGAACUCUCAGAUUCGGAGCAGCUUAUCGUGCCGCAAACAGAAGGCGGCCAAAAUGGCGAAGCGCCAAACUCAAUCCCCUCAGUAGCUGAGGAUGACUUAUUGAGCGAGAUACCUCAGGAGUUCGCUGAUGAAGCUACGACAGGACCAAAGGUUAGCCAGAAGCUGGCAGAUAUUAUAAAUCAGCGUUGGUCCUCAAAGUUGGAAGAGCCCAAACUACAGUGCCUUUUUUAACUAUAUAUCUGGGGUGCCCCCCCCCAGGGAAAGAAUUUCCCCCCCCCCCAGUAAAGCCAUUUCUGCCCCCGAAGUGCGAAGCAGAAUUGCUCAUGAUUGCUGUCAGAAUUGCAGUUGAUUUACUUGAUAAUGAGAUUAUGCCCUUCCAUAGCCUCCUCCACAGCCAUCUUGUGUGUAAUUCAUAUUGUUCUUCACCGAGUAUUUCAUAAUAGCGAUAGAUUUCAUGCAAACCAUCCGAUAAAAUGCCGGUUCAAAGAAGAAUAGAUUUAGUUUAGAUUUUUAACUGUUAAAUACAUGUAUGCAUCAUUAUGCAUAGCAUGAAUAUUUCUUCUCAGAUUUAUUCUGUAUCGUAUGAAAAAGCAACGCAAUUUUGAGAAUGCGGAAAUGGUGUCUCAUAGAACCUAAAAUGAUUUAAAUGCAACAUUUCUGAUCAAAAUCACAUUGGGAUUUUCUCCCCCCCCCCCAGCAUCACAGAGAGGAAAUAAAGUGACACUGACCCCUCACCCCUCCUCCUAUUUUUCAAGGCGACUUUUCCAAUUUAUUUAAUUCCGAGUAGAAAUGUCUGGAAAAAUUCAUGUCUUCGAUGUACUUUAUAAUCUUCGGAAUUUUGCUAGAUUUCACCCCCAAAAUGCUUGAAAUCGCAAUUCAGGGACCCUAGAUUUCAAAUGGACGGUCUCACGCCUUCGGCGUGAGGUGAGGUUCGCCCCCCCCCCAAAAAAAAAAAUUAAGGUCUGGCUACACCACUGGUUAUAGCUGUACGAUUAUAGCUACAAAGAGUUGAAGUUAUUGUUUAAAGUAAAAUCUAACUAUGGUAAAAUAUAGGUGAAGUUAAUAAAUUAAAGUUUUACAAAAUCUCUCUUCCGGACUCGCGCGUUCGCCAAACCUCGAUGGCUCAUAAUUUUCGUUCUGCCUUUUUUCCUGUUUUGCCCCCCCCCCCCAGGUGAAAAUUCCUUAAAAAAGGCACUGGUCCAUUGUUUUGUAUUUUUUUAUAACACUUAGACUGCGAGCAAUCCCUCUAUUUUCCUUCGUUAGUCCGGGAAACAAUAAAACGAAGGAAAAUAGAGGGAUUGCUCGCAGUCUAUAUAAUACUCUUUGUUUCACUAUUGUACUAAAUUCAGUAAAUUGUUGUUAUUCUAGUCUGAAUUUUUGCGGUGA